Messenger RNA from Misgurnus anguillicaudatus (oriental weatherfish), 2318 nucleotides. The record is from RefSeq and is a predicted model, not a curated record. NCBI's taxonomy places the organism in Eukaryota, Metazoa, Chordata, Actinopteri, Cypriniformes, Cobitidae.
UAUUUUUUAGUACUUUAUUUUGUAUCACAGCAGUGAAGCUGGACUCGCCAUCACAUAAUAAAACACAUCAUCGCUAGCUUCACUGUAUCUACAGCAACUAUGGCGGAGCCUCCCUUAAGUAACGUUAGUCCAGGGAUUGAAGUAGGAGAUGGUCCAAUGGGCCAGGAUGAAGACAAGGACUUUGAUCCUACAGCAGAUAUGCUUGUUCAUGACUUUGAUGAUGAGCGGACCGUAGAGGAAGAAGAAAAGCUGGAAGGAGAGACUAACUUCAGUGCUGAAAUUGAUGAUCUCACUCGGGAAGGUGAGAUGCCCAUUCACGAGCUUCUCAAAUUGUAUGGCUACAGUGCUGGUGGUUCUCCUGAGGAAGAAGAUGAAGAUGUUCAAGAAGAGGAUUCUUCAGAGAACACUUGCAGCAGUAAACUUAAAGAGGAGGAGAAGCAGGACCUUUCGGAUCAAGAGGAGGACACUCGGUCAUCCAGUGAUGAGCCUCCAUCCUGCAGCGUUUCACACAGUACAGCUCAACUUAUCUGCUCUCAGCCAUCUAUCUAUUUAGAAGGAAACGCAGAGGAUGAGUCUGAAGAUGAAGAAUAUAUUCCAUCUGAGGACUGGAAGAAGGAAAUCAUGGUGGGUUCAAUGUAUCAAGCAGAAACUCCUGUGGGCCUGUGCAAGUAUAUGGACAAUGAAAAAGUGUAUGAAGAUGAAGAUCAGCUUUUGUGGAAACCUGAGUUACUUCCAGAGGAACAAGUAGUGGAGUUUUUAACCGAGGCCUGUAAACGCACCGGAGAAGAGACUGGUGUCACUGCCAUUCCUGAAGGAUCUCAUGUGAAAGACAAUGAACAGGCUCUAUAUGAAUUAGUUAAGUGCGACUUUAAUGCAGACGAAGCUUUAAGAAGACUGAAGUUUAAUGUGAAGGCUGCCAAAGAGGAGAUGUCAGUUUGGACGGAAGAAGAGUGUCGAGGUUUUGAGCAAGGACUCAAGGCGUACGGGAAAGAUUUCAGCUCAAUACAAGCAAAUAAGGUGAGAACUAGAUCUGUAGGGGAAUGUGUGGCCUUUUAUUACAUGUGGAAGAAAUCUGAGCGUUAUGAUUUCUUUGCACAGCAAACCAAGCUUGGGAAAAGAAAAUACAUCCUUCGACCAGGAGUCUCGGAUUAUAUGGAGCGUCUUCUGGAUGAGAGGGAGAGCUCGGAGUCCAGUGGAUCUGCCUCUCCUCCUCCCUCCACUUCGAAUAACAGCAAACACACGUCAGAGACAGACAGCGGCACAAACGCUCAGAACGGCAUAGGGAGGCAUUGCACGGAGGACGCGCUUGCCAGUGAUAAAGAUGAUACAUCUCAGACGAACGGCUCAAUCACGUGUCCAGAUAUUUCCACAGCAAGCAAGCCUCCGCAUCCUGACCCUGACGCCAGCAGCCCGAGCGCAGAGGUCACAGACAUCAUAGUAAAACAGAAAGAAGAAGAACAGUUGGAAAGACCUCUGAAAAGAAUUAGGACUGAGACAGAACCCAACAGUGAAGAGGCUGUCGCCCACAAUGAAACCAUUUGACUCAAAAGCAAAUGGCCAGAGAAAAGGCUGAAGGUCAAACCCGCAGGCAUCAAACCUCUGGGUUUGAUUCAGGGCGGUGUACCCUGUUUUAGCAUGAAGGUAGCUGAGAGAUGUUUCUGAAUUUCAGGGAUGCUAAUGAAAGCACAUUUGUAUGUAUGUAUGUAUGUACUGCCACUAAUGUCGGUUCGUAUCCCAGUCAUGUUUAUGGAAGGUUGAGAUUCACAUUAGACCGUCAUUUCACCACUGUCAACUUUGUAGCACUAUUUAUUAUAGGUUAAGGCGAUCAUGUUAUUAUGCUUUCUUGAGAUGAUUUCCAAAGGACAACUGACUGUAUUUUGUGAAACUUUAAAAUCAUGUGCACAAUCUUUUUCAAGCUGUAAGUGCACACUGCGGAAAACCUGCUUGAUCUGAAGUACACUGUAAAUAUCCAAAAUGUAAAUUAUUCAGAAUACAACAUUUUUGUAUUUGGGACAUUUUUUAAGUAUUUUAGGCCAUGAUUAUUGUAAAAAGGUUAUUUUUUUCCUGAACACUUUAUAGCAUUCCAUUCUUUAAUUUUUGAAUUUCCUGUUUGACCAAAGUUGAAUGGUUACGUAAGUCAUUUAACACUUGCUGAAAACCUUUUUCAGAUUUCCUCUUUAUAUGAAAUAUUGUCAUAUUUUUGUAUUUGAUAGCUAUUUAUUUUUUUUAACCAAAUUUUGGUGAUGCAUGAGGCCAGAAUACAGAGUAUAUUUGUACAGACUGGAGUGAGGAGAAUUAAAUGACAAAGACAUGGUGAA